Molecule: messenger RNA, 1891 nt
Organism: Columba livia (rock pigeon)
Lineage: Eukaryota; Metazoa; Chordata; Aves; Columbiformes; Columbidae
Gene: ZC3HC1
Product: zinc finger C3HC-type containing 1
Exons: 10
Coding region: 79-1554 (491 amino acids)
Cellular component (GO): nucleus
Molecular function (GO): zinc ion binding
Source: RefSeq, a predicted model, not a curated record
ACCGCGUUUUCUUCCCCCCCCCCCCCCCCCCCCCGCUUCCCCCGCGCCGUUCCCUCAGUGACGGGCUGAGGGACCAAGAUGGCGGCGCCCAGCGCCGGGGCGGCCGCGGCGGGAGGGGGGACCCGGGGGAGGCCUCCCCCUGUCACCCCCCAGCAGAUCCGCGACCUCAUCGACGGCGGCAUCGCCCCUGAGGCCGCCGGUCCCGACGGGACGGACACGUCCGACUGGUCGGAGUUGGCUAACGGCUCUUCUCAAAUGGACGCUCUCUCCUUGGAGUCAGCUAGCAAGGAAGCUUAUUUCAGCAGAGUCGAAACAUUCACCCCGCUGAAGUGGGCGGGCAAACCCCACGAUCUCUCGCCCCUGGUUUGCGCCAAGUACGGCUGGGUCAACGUGGAGUGUGACAUGCUGAAGUGCUCCAGCUGCCAGGCGUUCCUCUGCAUCAGCCUGCAGCUCGCGUUCGACUUCAACAAGUAUAAGGAGCGCUGCGCGGAGCUGAAGAAGGCUUUGUGCACCGCGCACGAGAAGUUCUGCUUCUGGCCCGACAGCCCCUGCCCAGAUCGCUUUGCCAUGCUGCUGGUGGAUGAACCCAGAGCCCUUCUCCAGGAUUUCCUGGACCGUUUUCAGAGCCUGUGCCAACUGGAGCUGCAGCUGCCCUCCCUCAGACCAGAAGACAUGAAGAACAUGUCCCUGACAGAGGAAAAGAUCAGCCUGCUCCUCCAACUUGUUGGGGAGGAACUGGAGCACAAAACGGAGGGAGAGAAGCUGCCAAUGAAGUUUACCACGGAAGUCCUGCAAGUUCACGUUCCUGCCUGUGUCCUGGCUUUGUGCGGCUGGACCUGCAGCUCCACAUCUGGCUCUGUGCACCUCUCAGUGAUCACCUGCUCCCGCUGCAUGAGGAAGGUGGGUCUGUGGGGCUUUCACCAGCUGGAAUCUGCGGGGCCGGAGCUGGACUCCUGCAGCCCGAGCAGCACUUCGCCAGCACCCACCGAGCGCUGCCCCCUCCUACCAGCUUCUCCACGCAGGAUGCUCACACGGAGCCAAGACACGCUCCCUCCAGGCUCCGAGCAGCACGAGAAGAGCCCGUCUCCGGCCAUCUCUCGCUCACGGGGUUGGGACUCUCCCGUCCCCAUGGACCGGGCUGAGUUGGAGGUGACCAGCCCCAUGCUGAGGAGCCGUCCUGUCACCCGCAGCAUGGUACAGAGUGACAACACGGAGGUGCCGUCCAGUCCUCUUCGCAGAGCCAAGCGGGCACGGCUCUGCUCCUCCAGCAGCUCGGACACAUCUUUGAGGAGCUUUUUCGACCCCAGCUCACAGCAUCGUGACUGGUGUCCCUGGGUCAACGCAGUGGAGGGAGGAGAAGCCCUGGAAGAUCCCACAGCCCAGACGGAGAAGGAACCUGCCAAGGCAGAGCCGGGCUGGCGGGUGGUACUGAACACGCUCCUCGCCACUAGGAAAUGUGACAGAGUGCCUGAGACGGAGCCUGUGAGUCUCUCGGUCAAGUCCUCCAAGGUGUUCCGUAUUUUCCGGCAGUGGGAGACCAUGAAUUCCUCCUGAACCGAACUGCCGCCUGGCUGGCAGCACGGAGCAGAGAUCCGCAGCAUCUCUGUCCUCCUGGGGAGGGGACACUGAGGAUGCUCCAUGCCAAACACAGCCCCCAGCAGCCGCUGGGACCCCCUCCUCUCUCACUGUCCUCCUCAGAGCCCCCCCGCCUUCACAAAUUGCUGCUGUGGCCCUUGGCCCCGUGCGGAGCCAGGACGUGCCGUGGGCGCGCGGGGCCGACGAGGAGACGCGGUCACCUCACCGGGGUGACCGUCCUGUCCAGCUGUGACUCGCCACCAGCGGCGCAGGGAAGUGACGCCAGGUGGGAAUAAACAUUUCACUUUUGUUUUUA